AACUUCAAACGCACCAUUUAGUUUUAACAGCAGCCGGUUCUAUAGGUGUUUCUUCUGGGAUAUGGAUUAUGUUAAUUAUUCUGUACAAAUGGCAGAGAAGAAGACACUGCAUUGAAAAGAAAGAUGGAAACUUAACAGAUGACAUGGUUUUUACUCCAAAACAGCAACAAAAUGAAAAUGGCUUGGGCGACUCGAGAAUAUCUAAGGAAAGAAACCAAAUAUUAGCGCCAUCUUUCAUCUCUUGUCAACUUAAUGAUGACAAUUCUGCAUGUAACUCCAGUCAAAGUAGGUCUGAGAGGAUGGUAAAAAAUACGGAGCUUCAUUUGUCAAGCCUCCAAACACCACAAAAAGAUGGAUAUUGCCAUAACAAAAGAACGGAUAGUCAAAAGCGAUCAGAUCUCUGUAAAGUAUCUAGCACGUCACCCGAUGCUUCACGGAAUUUAAUAAAUGAAAACUUGGAUGAACUAAACCUAUACCAAAAUUUCAAUGCUGCGGAAAACAUGUGCAGUGUACCAGAUACUACGAAUGCGAAUUUACAAGAAUUGGGCUCAGAUUCAAAAGCAUUGGGACCGGAUAGUUUGCAACAACAACGGCCAUAUAGUUCCGUUAAGUAUAAUAGAAACAAAAGAGAAGACAAACAAGAAAAUGCUCUUGAUUUUGCUUCGGAUGAAUUACAAAUGGAAGUUGGAAAAAGCAGUAAUGUGAAAGAUAUUGAUGAAGUAUAUGGAUUUGAUAUGAAAGAAGUACAAUGUAUGAGAAGCCAUGAGAUUUUAAAAUGAUAGAUAAUUUUUUAAAUGAAACUUUUGUAAUUAUUUACUUCAAAUGACAAUUAAAUUUUUUUUAAGUAC
Saccostrea cuccullata (small rock oyster) is the source of this 848-nucleotide messenger RNA. RefSeq lists its product as uncharacterized. The transcript is spliced from 3 exons. Lineage: Eukaryota; Metazoa; Mollusca; Bivalvia; Ostreida; Ostreidae. The record is from RefSeq and is a predicted model, not a curated record. Bases 69 to 779 code for a protein of 236 amino acids.